AUGAAGUCAGAUUUACAGAGGAAUGGUUUGAAGGCCUGGGCGCGGAUGUGUCGGUACAUUUGGAAGACAGAAUGCUUCUGGGAGGAAGCUGGGGGGGAGGGGAAUCCGAAGUGGAAUUAUGAAAGUAUAUGUCUAAGGAAUUACAACAGCAAGUUCGUAGAGAAUGCGACUAGGAGGAAAGAAGACGUAGCAGUUGAAAAGGAACAGUUGCUUGUCCAUGAGGAGGUGCUCGUCGAGAAAGAGGUACUACUCAAAAACGGGGGAGGCGUGGAGGACGAGGUAGACGUGGAGGCUGAGGGAGACGUGGAGGACGAGGUAGACGUGGAGGCUGAGGGAAACGUGGAGGACGAGGUAGAGGUGGAGGCUGAGGGAAACGUGGAGGACGAGGUAGACGUGGAGGCUGAGGGAAACGUGGAGGACAAGGUACACGUGGUAUACGAGGUGGACGUGCACGGUACCGUGCUGCAGUUAGGACAUCUUCAUCAGCAGAGUCUGUGGGAUGGGCAUCCGCCGAGCUGA
Molecule: messenger RNA, 519 nt
Organism: Dibothriocephalus latus
Lineage: Eukaryota; Metazoa; Platyhelminthes; Cestoda; Diphyllobothriidea; Diphyllobothriidae
Source: the annotation of a GenBank genome assembly